AUGGAGGAUUGCAUAAGCCUGAGGAAAAUCGUUGAGCGAUUGAUUCGGGAGGGAAAGCUGGAUCAGUACAUCACUAGACCACCCCAAGCACCGGUCCCAAACGGGAAUCGGCAGAUCAACAUGAUUAGCACCAUCAGCAGAGGCCCCACUCUGGCAGGAUCAUCUAACCGAUCCGUAAAACAAUAUGUGCGUGCUGCUCACUACCCUCAAGUCUUCAGCAUAGAGAUCAACUGGCACCACAAGGCACCGAAGAUUGGGUGGGAGCCUAUCACAUUUUGCGAAGAGGAGGAAGAGGGGAUCCUUUACCCCCAUGAUGAUCCGAUGAUCAUUUCAGCUGAAAUUGCAGACUACGACGUAGGGCGGGUAUUGAUCGACAUCGAGAGUUCGGUAAACGUAAUUUUUGCCAAUGAUUUCAGAGGAAUAGGGAUAGCAGAUAGCUAG
Molecule: messenger RNA, 441 nt
Organism: Prunus armeniaca (apricot)
Lineage: Eukaryota; Viridiplantae; Streptophyta; Magnoliopsida; Rosales; Rosaceae
Source: the annotation of a GenBank genome assembly